AUGAGCCAUCAAUCAAUAUCUCUUGGUGAACCCUGCCAUGAAAGCAUUCAAGAUGCGAUAAGUAAGAAAAUGCCUGGCAUUGAAAAUUUAGCUAGCUAUCUCAAUGCACGUAAAGAAUUCUUUGCGCAAGGCAUCUCUCUUCUGAGGCAACAAGCACUCCUCGAGCUUUCUUGAAGUUCGGAAGUUCAACAAAUGGUGAGGGACCCAUAUCACAUAGUAAAUAGGAUUGCUGACAUUAUGCUAUUCAACGAAAUCGAAAUUGCAGUCUGGAUUCUCCUCUUGGAAAGCACUUCAGUAGCGGAGCGACUGAAUAACCCUUUCUACGUAUUGAUCUUUACAGGCUUCAAUGCCAAGCAGUUCAUCAAUGAUGAUGCAGACAUUUACAGAUCUUUUUUGAGGAUAUCCAUUCCUACAUUUGACUUGAACUAUACUAAUUGACCAAGAAUAGCCCACUAAGGAGCCAUUCUUGGUCUGCCAGAAAAAAUAUUGACAAAAGAUCCUAAUCUGCCAUUACCACUGAAUUUUGGUGUUUCCAAAUUUUUUGGGCAAGCCAAAUGCAAUAAAAAAAAAUUGUUCUUUUGCGAUGAUGCAUUUGGCUUGUCAAAAAAAAUUUUGGCAACAUCAAAAACUCAGUGGUAAUGGCAGAAAAGAUCCUAAUCUGCCAUUACCACUGAGUUUUGGUGUUUCCAAAUUUUUUUUGACAAGCCAAAUGCAUCAUCGCAAAAGAACAAUUUUGUUUUAUUGCAUUUGGCUUGCCCAAAAAAAUUUGGAAACACCAAAACUCAGUGGUAAUGGCAGAUUAGGAUCUUUUUGUCAAAAAUUUUUUCUGGCAGACCAAGAAUGGCUCCAUAGUGGGCUAUUCUUGGUCAAUUAGUAUAUCACUACUGGGUAAUGAUGACUGACAGCUGCGAACCAUCUGUGAUCGAGAUAAAUCAAAAGCUAAGCCAAAUCAUAGCCACUGAUCCUGCUCCGCCAGAGGUGAACUAUAAUUCUCUAGUUGAUGAGUUGUGUGGGGUAAAAAAAGCAUCAGAGCUUGAUUAA
This is a messenger RNA of Blepharisma stoltei, 1041 nucleotides long. NCBI's taxonomy places the organism in Eukaryota, Ciliophora, Heterotrichea, Heterotrichida, Blepharismidae. The record is from the annotation of a GenBank genome assembly.